This is a messenger RNA of Vombatus ursinus (common wombat), 1785 nucleotides long. RefSeq names its product solute carrier family 48 member 1 (gene SLC48A1). The coding region runs from base 76 to 516 and encodes 146 amino acids. Gene Ontology annotation, molecular function: heme binding; heme transmembrane transporter activity. Gene Ontology annotation, biological process: heme transport. The transcript has 3 exons. Lineage: Eukaryota; Metazoa; Chordata; Mammalia; Diprotodontia; Vombatidae. Gene Ontology annotation, cellular component: plasma membrane; lysosomal membrane. The record is from RefSeq and is a predicted model, not a curated record.
GCACCUGAGGCUUCGCAGCUUGGCUCCCCUCUUACCGCGCCGCGGCGCCUCUGCCGGUUUCCCGCAGCAGCCCCCAUGGCCCCGUCCCGGCUGCAGCUCGGCAUCCGCACCGCCUACGCGGCGGUCGGCUGUGUGACGGGUCUCUCCGCCUUCCUCGUCUGGACCUUCGUUUUCCCCCAGCCUGGGACCGCCGCUAUGGGGGGCCUCGCAGGUGUGCUGGCGCUUUGGACUCUGACGACACAUGUGAUGUACAUCCAGGAUUACUGGCGCACCUGGCUCAAGGGCCUUCGAUGCUUCCUCCUCGUGGGUAUCUUCUUCUCCACUGUCUCCAUCACCGCAGUCUGCACCUUCCUCGUCCUGGCCAUCACUAGGCAUCACGGCUUGACAGAUCCCACCAGCUACUACCUCUCCUGUGUAUGGAGCUUCAUCUCCUUCAAAUGGGCCUUCUUGCUCAGCAUAUAUGCCCACCGCUACCGAGCCGACUUUGCUGACAUCAGCAUCCUUAGUGACUUCUGACCUUGAUUACUUAGCCUCCCAAGUGGGGUGGUUCUUAGUGUUUGGACUCAACCUCUGAGAAGCAGAGUGGUUAUUUCUGUGCUCCUGUUGGGGGCUCAGGAACCAUGGCAGAGGAUAUGCUGGUGGUGGUGGUUGGGGGGGAGGGGCAAGGAGGAGGGUCUCCUAGGACACUUUUCCUCACCAUGUGAGCCUUAUUUGUUUUUUAAGGUCCCUGGUGUGGGAAAGGCCUUGCCACCCUGCUUCCUGGCUUAUCUAGGGAGGGAAUGCUUUGUACUUUUUCAUAUGGAUCUAUUUUCUUAUCAUGAGGUAAGCCCUUUUAAAGUGGGGAAUGAAGCAACAGGGUUAGAAGAAGUCUGUGGACUUGUGUUGGGGGCAAGGGUCAGGAGAUGGGUGGAGAGAGAGGUAGUUCAGGUUGCUUCUAUCACCAAGCUUGAAAAAGUCCUCCCGUUACUUUUUAUAAGGGCAGGAUUGGGCCUGAAGAAUAUUUUGUCAAUGAAGCUAUGGGGGGUUCCUGAGAGAAGACUCUUCCCAGCUCCCCCCAUUCCCUGUCCCCAAGAAGAGCCUACAUUUGGCUUUACUCUUUCCCUGUGUCUUGGGGAGUGGACAAAAGGCUGUUUUCCUCCUUUAGGCUCCCAUAGGGUUUUCCCCUCUCUAGGGACCCUGGGGUUAGGCAAUAAUCCUGUAGCCCAGGGCAGUGCUCUCUCUCGGGAAACCUGAAAUGGACACAGAUGUAUUGGCAAAUGCUAAAGAGAUUUGGGAAGGUGGCAAAAUAGCUCAAGCUGGGAGGGAUGUUUUUUCCGGGUCAACCCACAUGUGCACAUACCACCUUACACCCUCAUCUAUUCUCCAUCCAGUCCUACCUAGGCCACCUUCCUGGGGCUGAGAUUGGGGCAGGGGAGGAUGCACAGUAUUGCAGGAGAGGAAGCUUUGGAGACAGCAUUGGGGCUAAACCUCUAAGGUGGAAUUCUCCCCCUAGCUUACCACAGGUCCUCUGCUUUCUUUCCUUCCUCUAGUGCUUUUAUCUUUUUGCCCUACUUCUGAACAAAAUUAUCUGCUUUCUAAUGCUGUGCCCUGACCCAGGGGCCCUUAAUAAGUUCUAAGGGUCUGCUGUUGCAUUUUUACAUCGUACUGGCAUUGUGCAUGCUUCAGUUUUUAGCUCUUUCCUCCCCAUUCCUCAAACUAGUUCUUGUGCCCUCCCCAACCUCAGUCAUAUUCCCAUGUCACUGUCACUUUAACAAAAAUACAACAAACAGCUGCUUUAUCACUGAA